GAGAGAGAGAGAGAGAGAGAGAGAGAGAGAGAGACGUUGAGCAGUGGGAGAGUGAAAGAGUAUCAGUCAAAGAAAGAUCCAAAAGGCUGAAAGAGAGGGAGAGAGAGCGAAAGAUUGUCUGAGAGAGCCUCUAUGCGCUGUCCCACCCCCUGACUGGUCUUCGCCUCCCCUACAGUCCUGAGAAGCCAGCCCCGAACAGAGAGAGAGAGAAAGAAAAAAUAAAGGAGAAGAGAGAAAAAAGAGAGGGGACACACACUAGCUCAGGACUCUGGAAUUCGAAACCUUUGGAGCAACACACACACACACACACACACACACACACUUACACACACAUACACACUCAUGCACAGUCUCUGUGGUGAUUUGGAUCGUUCACAGCGGGAAUAACUCUGAGAGAUCAAGAGAGAGAGAGAGUGUGUGAGAGAGAGAGAGAGAGAGCGAGAUUCUUUCUACAUUUCUUUACUCUGGACUCUACUGCUACACCAUGGCACCUGUCACGGACAGAGAAUCACGGACCUAGGAGCGCCACAUUGCCAGGAACACACAGAUAGCAAGACAGUACAAAGGCUGCAGGAGAGCAUCCACCCCCUCUACCACGUGGAAAAAGGCAGAGGUGAAGGAGAGGAGAUGUAGAUGGCUUUACAGUAGGAGGUUCCAGUGCCACUGUGAGAAGCUUCUUCAGUCCCGUUGGAGCUGAGAAGUGUGCGGUACGACAGACGCAGAACGGGGGGAACGCCACACAACGCCCCGAAGGCUGACAUCCGUUUUGGAGAGGAGAGCGACGACAACUAGCUGUCCGUUGCUACGACAACAACCAGACCCAUUUCAACCCGAGGCGCGCCAGGCUAGUGCCAACCCCAGGACACCAUGAUGGUGGCAGUGACGAUGAUGACGACGUGGGGCUCCCUGCUCCUCAUGGCCUCCCAGGUCUCAUCCAGCGGAAUCCCCAAGACCAGCGCCUCCUCUUCACCCUCCUUCUCCUCACACCCAUUCUCCUCUUCCUCGUCCUCCCCUCGCAUGAAGCUCUCCUACAAAGAGCUGCAGCAGUUCCACGGCGUGCGCCGGUUCGAGCUGGAGCGUUCGUGCUGUUUCAGCGCCCUGUUGCUGGACGAGGAGAGGGGACGGCUCUUCGUGGGCUCACGCAACUUCCUGCUGUCACUCAGCCUGGAUAACAUUGCCAAGCAGGAGCACAAGAUCUACUGGCCGGCCCCUGUGGACUGGAGGGAGGAGUGUAACUGGGCAGGAAAGGACAUCAACACAGACUGUGUGAACUACGUGAAGAUGGUCCACCACUACAACCGCACUCACCUGUACACCUGUGGAACCGGAGCCUUCCAUCCCACCUGCGCCUUCGUAGAGGUGGGACAGAAGAUGGAGGACCACGUGUUCAGGAUCGACCCGUCCAAAAUGGAGGAUGGGAAAGGGAAGAGUCCAUACGACCCCCGUCACCCUGCAGCCUCAGUGCUGAUAGGUGACGAGCUGUAUGCGGGCGUGGCCACUGACCUCAUGGGUAGAGACUUCACCAUCUUCCGCAGUCUGGGGGGACGACCCUCCAUUCGCACCGAACAACACGACUCACGCUGGCUCAACGAGCCUAAGUUUGUGGGUUCGUUCUGGGUGCCGGAGAGUGAGAACCCAGACGAUGAUAAGAUCUUCUUCUUCUUCCGGGAGACGGCGGUGGAGGCUCAGGGCCUGGGGAAGUCCACCUACUCCCGUAUCGGACAGCUCUGCAGGAAUGAUAUGGGUGGCCAGCGUAGUCUGGUCAACAAGUGGACCACGUUCUUGAAGACUCGUCUCAUCUGUUCUGUGCCGGGCAGUGACGGCAGUGACACCUACUUUGACGAGCUCCGGGAUGUGUUCCUGCUGCAGACCAAGGACAGGAAGAACCCUCUGGUCUACACUGUCUUCUCUACCUCCAGCAGUGUAUUCAAGGGAUCAGCCGUGUGUAUCUACACCAUGAAUGACAUCCGCAGGGCCUUCUUGGGGCCCUUCGCCCACAAAGAGGGUCCAAACUACCAGUGGGUCCCCUUCCAGGGCAAAGUCCCCUACCCACGCCCUGGCAUGUGCCCCAGCAAGACAUUCGGCAGCUUCGAGUCCACCAAGGGUUUCCCUGACGACGUGAUCCAGUUUGCCCGUCACCACCCUCUCAUGUUUAACCCCGUGUACCCCCUGAACCGCCGGCCCGUCUUCCUGAGGACCAACGUAGACUACAGCUUCACCCAGAUCGCUGUGGACCGGGUGGGCGCCGCAGACGGGCAUUAUGAUGUCAUGUUCAUUGGCACAGACAAAGGGACGGUGCUGAAAGUGAUCUCUGUACCGAAAGAGAGCUGGAACAACAUGGAGGACCUGCUACUGGAGGAGCUAGAGGUGUUCAAGGAUGCCUCAUCCGUCAUCAACAUGCAGAUAUCCUCAAAACGGCAACAGCUGUAUGUGGGCUCAGACACGGGUCUGGCCCAGGUUCCUCUGCAUCGCUGCAGUAUCUAUGGAAAGGCCUGUGCUGAGUGCUGCCUGGCCAGAGACCCCUACUGCGCCUGGGACGGCACCUCCUGCACCCGCUACCUACCCAACACCAAACGGCGUUUCCGUCGUCAGGACGUGAGGAAUGGAGACCCCAACACCCUGUGUUCAGGAGACCACCACAAGCACCGGGUGGCAGAGAGGAGGCUGUUCGGGGUGGAAGGGAGCAGCACCUUCCUGGAGUGUAUCCCCAAAUCCCUGCAGGCCAGAGUGACCUGGACCUUCCAGAAACAACCCCACAACGCCAAGGAAGAGCCGCGUCUGGAUGACCGUGUGCUGCAGACAGAGCGGGGGCUGUUGGUGAGGAGGGUACUGAAGCGGGAUGUGGGCCUCUACCAGUGCCACGCCAUGGAGCACGGCUUCACCCAGACCCUACUGGGCAUCACCCUGGAGGUAGUACCCUCCUCCUCCUCUUCCUCCCCGCCCGCCGACCCUCUCCUUCGAUUGGACCCCCGCAGCGGAGGCGGCGGCCCACCUUCCACCAAUCAGAAGCUGUGGUACCGGGACUUCAUGCAGCUGGUGGACCACCCGAACCUCAGCACCGUGGAUCAGAUCUGUGAGCAGGUGUGGGCGCGCAAGAGCGCCCAAUCGGACAAGAGCUUCCCGUCUUCUCCCGACAAACAGGCCCCGCCCAUCGGUCCCGUGGUCCGGCCCCCUAACAAGAAGUGGAAGCAUCUGCAGGACAUCCGCAAGGGGAGGAACCGCCGAACCCACGACGGGAAACCCUCCCCACGAGCACCACGCAGCGCAGGGGAGUGACAACAGAGAGAGAGGAGAGAAAGAAGGAGAGAGACUGAGGGUGGCGAGAGAGGGAAGAGAGGGAAAAGAGGGAAGAGGAAAAGAGAGAGACAGAGACUGAUAGAGACCAAGGACUUCUGGAGGGUGUCAACACAUACACAGCACCUCCUUCUUUGUGAAUAUUUAUCUUCCGACACCCCACUAGCUACUGCCCCAUGAUGCUUCACUCUGCCCUGACCCCUGACCCCCUGAUUAGCUUGUACCGCCCCUUAUUAUUCCCCCUAUCUUUAUUCUCUGUCCCAGCUCUCAAUCCCUUUGGGUGUACUCUCCUGGAGAACUUCUGAUGGAGACAUCACCUCUACAGAAUAGACUGAACAGAGUCCCCAGGUGAAAAGAUGGCUCAGUGUAUGUCACUCAAUCUCUCAACUGGAAUUACAACUGGCUCGUAACCGGAAUAUCCGAAUGGAAAAAGACACACAUACACACCACAGGAGGCUGGUGGCACCUUAAUUAGGGAGGACGGGCUCGUGGUAAUGACUGGAGUGGAAUCAGUGGAACGGUAUCAAACACGUGGUUUUCAAUUGUUUGACGCCAUUUCAUUUGCUCCGUUUCCGGCCGUGUUUAUGAGCCGUCCUCCCCUCAGCAGAGCCUCCUGAUGAUACACGUUUACAGCCCUAGACGACGGUACCUUUGAUAACGCGGACGACAAAUUGUGAGACGGGACAAAAACAAUGGGCUCCGCAGACUUCCAAACGCACACUGAUCAACUUAGGUAUAAUCCCAUUUCACGUGUUUUGCAAAGAGAGCAUCACGUAGAUGUGUGCUUUGUGACAGAUGCAGUCUUUGAUGUUCUUUUUUUUGGUCCAAACCACUACAGAUAGGAGAAAGCACUACUGUCAUUCCAGGGUAUAGAGAGAGCUGUUACAAUGAGGUGAGAUUCUGAAGCAGAGAGAGAGAGAGAGAGAGAGAGAGAGAGAGAGAGAGAGUGUACAUGAUCAAUACAAUGGUUCCAUUGUGAUUCUAUUUUACAAAAUGGCUGACAAGGUAGAGGAAGUGGGCGAUGUUCUACCUGUAUGUUUAUGGGGUGACGAGGUAGAGGAAGUGGGCGAUGUUCUACCUGUAUGUUUAUGGGGUGACGAGGUAGAGGAAGUGGGCGAUGUUCUACCUGUAUGUUUAUGGGGUGACGAGGUAGAGGAAGUGGGCGAUGUUCUACCUGUAUGUUUAUGGGGUGACAAGAAAAAUGUUUUGUGUUUUAUUUAGUCAUUUAUUUAAAUGAUCUAUGUGUAUUUUCUGACUCGGAUGACUUGUGUUGUGUGCUGACACAUUUACAUGGGGGGAGAUGGUUGAGAUGGUUCAAGUGACAGGCUGCACAACAUCAAUGUGGACGUGGCCAAACAAUAGUGGGCUUUGAAUACGACGUCCCAACUUUGGGCAAAAAGCAUGAUAUUUAUAUGUGAAAAGAAAACAUCUCGAUUUUUUUUAUUCCAAAUGGUACAUACAUGGUUCUUUUAGGCUUACACUGUUUGCCUAGGUAAAUGAUCAGUAGCUGUGUGCGUGCGUGCGUAAAUAAACGUCCCUCCCUCCUGUGCUGUGUCUGUAGGCCCAUCUCUGAGUGUCAAUUUUACAGCAUGUCUUUGAUGCCUUCAGUUCAGGCGAAACACAUUUGUCCUCAGUGAAAUGGUGUGAGUAGAUCGCCACCUAGUGUCCUUUCCGUGUAUAGGCCUGGUCCGUUGACUUCCUACGGUACGAUUCAAUACAGUCUGUUGUCGGCUUCUUCAAAUAAAAACGUGCUUUAAAUGUUUCUCCUUUUACCAGUGAAGUCUGUGAGAGCGUACAGAUGUGAGGAAUCCCGCCUUUUAUUUAUAGCUGCUUAACAAAGGUGUAAUUAUUAACUUUUGAACGACUGAGGCCAAUAAAUUAGGUGGGCUGUAGUUUUGUGCUCUCCAAUUGCAUGACCAAGGUUAAGGACUAGACGGUGCACAAUGGAGACUUUGGCUGCCUAUCUGAAUGGCACUCAGGGCCCAUAGGGUCCUGGUCAAAAGUAGUGCACUAUAUAGGGAAUAGAGUGCCAUUUGGGAGGUACCAUUUGAGAGGCGAGAGGGUCUUGUGUUCAAUAUGCUCAAUAUGGUUAUCCUAUGUAUUCAUGUGCACAAAAUAAGCUAAUAUGUUGUGGUGGAUAUUUUUUUUCUUCUUUUCAUGUCAAGACUUGGGGCUCUAUUCAAUCUGUAUCGAUGAAGCGUUACAGAAUGCGCGACAGAAACCUAAAGGCGAUUUCCAAUUGAGGUGACAAAAGGCAGUGUUUACUGUGUACGCAGCCUCUGCUAAUGCGGGGACGUUGCUUUUAGAUUGAAAUCAAACUGUCACGCUAAACUACAGCCUUGCCGAUUGAUUGGAGCCCUUGCAGUUGUACCAUACACGUUCUGCAAAAGCUAUCAUCAUUCAAAAAACACUCGGUAAAUGUUGAUCCGGUUGUCCAAUUAGCAUCAUCGUUCUUCACGCUGCCCUCCAACAGCUGAUCCUUUCUAUUCCAUGCUAUGUUACGCACCCCAACUGUGUGUGUGUGUGUGUGUGUGUGUGUGUGUGUGUGUGUGUGUGUGUGUGGGGUUUGGAGGAAAGGAGAGCUUUACAUAUUGGCUUAGGAGGAGAGGUAGUCUGUAGAAACAGUUCAAAGUUCAGAGGCCAAAGUUGACAUGGUGCACUGUAUUACUUCCAGAGUUCUUUGUGGAUUGUUGUGCCGGAUUGUUUUUGAUUAACACAAUAAAGUGCCCAGUUACUUUA
Oncorhynchus nerka (sockeye salmon) is the source of this 6033-nucleotide messenger RNA. RefSeq names its product semaphorin-3B-like. Gene Ontology annotation, cellular component: plasma membrane. The transcript is spliced from 19 exons. The coding region runs from base 868 to 3276 and encodes 802 amino acids. Gene Ontology annotation, biological process: neural crest cell migration; axon guidance; negative regulation of axon extension involved in axon guidance. The record is from RefSeq and is a predicted model, not a curated record. NCBI's taxonomy places the organism in Eukaryota, Metazoa, Chordata, Actinopteri, Salmoniformes, Salmonidae. Gene Ontology annotation, molecular function: chemorepellent activity; semaphorin receptor binding.